ACGCGCGCCGACGGGGCGGGCGCAUGCGCAGGGGGGCGCGCCGCCUGUGCCCCGCGGCGAGGGUGUCUAUGGAGAGGCGGCGGCUGCGGCUGCUCCGGCGGAGGCUCAGGCCGUGGCGAUGGCGCCCUUCCCUGACGAAGUGGAUGUCUUCACCGGCCCACACUGGCGGAUGAAGCAGCUGGUGGGCAGCUACUGCGACAAGCUUUCUAAAACCAACUUUUCCAACAACAACGAUUUCCGAGCUCUUCUGCAGUCUUUAUAUGCUACUUUCAAGGAGUUCAAAAUGCACGAGCAGAUUGAAAAUGAAUACAUUAUCGGUUUACUUCAACAACGCAGUCAGACCAUUUAUAAUGUACAUUCUGACAAUAAACUCUCUGAGAUGCUUAGUCUCUUCGAAAAGGGACUGAAGAAUGUUAAGAAUGAAUAUGAACAGUUAAAUUAUGCAAAACAGCUAAAGGAGAGAUUGGAGGCUUUUACAAGAGAUUUUCUUCCUCACAUGAAAGAGGAAGAAGAGGUUUUCCAGCCCAUGUUAAUGGAAUAUUUUACCUAUGAGGAACUUAAAGAUAUUAAAAAGAAAGUGAUUGCACAACACUCCUCCCAGGACACUGCAGAACUCCUUAGAGGUCUCAGCCUGUGGAAUCAAGCUGAAGAGCGCCAGAAGUUUUUCAAGUAUUCAGUGGAUGAAAAGUCAGAUACAGAAGCAGAAGUGUCAGAACACUCCACAGGUAUAACCCAUCUUCCUCCUGAGGUAAUGCUGUCAAUUUUCAGUUAUCUUAAUCCUCAAGAACUGUGUCGAUGUAGUCAAGUCAGUACCAAAUGGUCUCAGUUGGCAAAAACUGGAUCCUUGUGGAAACAUCUUUACCCUGUUCAUUGGGCCAGAGGUGACUGGUAUAGUGGUCCUGCCACUGAACUUGAUACUGAGCCUGAUGAGGAGUGGGUGAGAAAUAGGAAAGAUGAAAGUCGUGCUUUUCAGGAAUGGGAUGAAGAUGCCGAUAUAGAUGAAUCUGAAGAAUCUGCUGAGAAAUCGAUUGCUAUCAGCAUUGCACAAAUGGAAAAACGUUUACUCCAUGGCUUAAUCCAUAAUGUUCUACCAUAUGUUGGUACUUCCGUAAAAACUUUAGUGUUAGCCUACAGCUCUGCAGUUUCCAGCAAAAUGGUUAGGCAGAUUUUAGAGCUUUGUCCUAACCUGGAGCAUCUGGAUCUUACCCAAACUGACAUUUCAGAUUCUGCAUUUGACAGCUGGUCUUGGCUUGGUUGCUGCCAGAGUCUUCGGCAUCUUGAUCUGUCUGGAUGUGAAAAAAUAACAGAUGUAGCUCUAGAGAAGGUUUCUAGAGCUCUUGGGAUCCUGACAUCUCAUCAGAAUAGCUUUUCGAAAACUUCUGCAAGCAAGAUUACUGCAGCUCCGUGGACAGAUAAAGACAUUCCCGAGCAGUCCACUGAGCAGUAUCCCUGUUUGCAGGAUCUAACUGACAAAGGCAUUGGCGGAGAGAUCACUAAUGAGCACGCCUGGACUAAACCUGAGCCUUCUGAAAGCUUCUCUGCUCCUUACGUGUGGGUGUUAGAUGCUGAAGAUUUGGCUGACAUUGAAGAUGCAGUAGAGUGGAGACACAGAAAUGUUGAAAGCCUCUGUGUAGUGGAAACAGCCUCCAGCUUUGGGUGUUCUUCAUCUGGUUGCUACAGUAAGGAUGUUAUUGGACUAAGGACUAGUGUCUGUUGGCAGCAGCAUUGUACGUCUCCAGCCUUUGCAUAUUGUGGUCAUUCAUUCUGUUGUACAGGGACAGCUCUAAGAACUAUGUCAGCACUCCCAACAUCUUCUGCAAUGUGUAGAAAAGCAUUAAGGACUACAUUGCCUAGGGGAAAAGACUUAGUUUAUUUUGGGAAUGAAAAAUCUGACCAAGAGACUGGACGUGUACUUUUGUUCCUCAGUCUGUCUGGAUGUUAUCAGAUCACAGACCAUGGUCUCAGGGUUCUAACUUUGGGAGGAGGACUGCCUUAUCUGGAGCACCUAAACCUCUCUGGCUGUCUUACUGUGACUGGUGCAGGUCUGCAGGAUUUGGUUUCAGCGUGCCCUUCUCUGAAUGAUGAAUACUUUUACUACUGUGACAACAUCAACGGUCCUCAUGCGGACACCGCCAGUGGAUGCCAGAAUUUGCAGUGUGGUUUUCGAGCCUGCUGCCGCUCUGGCGAAUGACCCCUGACUUCUCACCUUUGUCUACUUCAUUUAGCUGAGCAGGCUUCCUUUCAUGCACUUUACUACAGCACAUUUCCUGUGUUAACCAUCCCUUUCGGGGUGUGUCUUGUUUUGGCCCCAUUUCUUACAACCUCAGAAAUCUUAAUUUAGCAGUGAAUUAAUUGUACAGUGUUGUUUUUCUUGCAAAUAUACUUUUGCUGUAGAAAGGGAUUGGGUCUUUUUGUUGGGGUGAGAGCAGACUUACUGGUUUCUUUUACAUGGAAUGCCUUGAGAAUGUCACUAAUGCCAUGCCAUUUAAAGUAUUUUUUAGAUUUGAGUUCUGGUCAAUGGGAUUUAAAUUUUCUCUGUGUAAACACUGUACCACGUUUUGUAGAUCUUUUCGGAUCCACAUUUCCGAAGUUUUAUUUUCAAAGACUGUACAUUUUAGAGACUAAUCUCCUUUCCCUAACGUUCUCUUUAUUUCACCAAUUCUUGGGGGCCAAUUCAAGCACACCUACAUAUGAGAUUCUAGAAUAAAUUGGCUUCUCGGUGUCGGCUCAGCGAGCUAGUAGAGCCCAUGUGUUUGUAUUUGCUUUAGGCCCUGGUUCUCACUGUUGCCCCUAAACUGUCAUAUUUGGGAGGGAUUUUUAAAAUGCCACAACUGUUUGAAGAAAUGUAUAAAUAAAAUCUACUUUGAGGACUUUACCAAGCAA
Molecule: messenger RNA, 2883 nt
Organism: Nannospalax galili (Upper Galilee mountains blind mole rat)
Lineage: Eukaryota; Metazoa; Chordata; Mammalia; Rodentia; Spalacidae
Gene: Fbxl5
Product: F-box and leucine rich repeat protein 5
Exons: 11
Coding region: 119-2191 (690 amino acids)
Biological process (GO): intracellular iron ion homeostasis
Molecular function (GO): protein binding
Source: RefSeq, a predicted model, not a curated record